Molecule: messenger RNA, 1077 nt
Organism: Aspergillus versicolor CBS 583.65
Lineage: Eukaryota; Fungi; Ascomycota; Eurotiomycetes; Eurotiales; Aspergillaceae
Product: MBL fold metallo-hydrolase
Exons: 3
Coding region: 1-1077 (358 amino acids)
Source: RefSeq, a predicted model, not a curated record
AUGGCGCAUCAUCUACCAGAGUUCCCUAUCCCCUCGGGCUCGACCACCGUUCAGGUGCGGAUCAUCGAUUCGACAACCCGGAUUGGGAGGCUCCCUCUGGAGUUCCUCAUGGUACCCCCAAUGCAGGGCAUGCAGUACAUGCCAGUUCUUCCUGCUUGGUCGUUUCUCAUUGAACAUGAGUCGGGUCAGAAGGUGAUCUUCGACCUUGGCGUCCCUCGCGACUGGCACACGUUUGCGCCCGUCGUUGCUAACAAACUGGAGGAGCGAGGAUGGGAUAUCACGGUCGAGAAGGAGGUGAUCGAUGUAUUAGGGGAUCACGGUAUUGGCGCACAUGAGAUCUCAAGCAUUAUCUGGAGUCAUUGGCACUGGGAUCACAUCGGGGAUCCCUCGCGAUUUCCCCCGGCCACAGAGCUGAUAGUAGGGCCCGGCUUCAAAGACGAGUUUCUCCCUGGGUACCCAGAAAAGGCUGAUGCUCCCGUGCGGGAGAGUGAUUUUGCGGGACGCACUGUGAGGGAGGUUGACUUCAACCAGGCAGCUCAGGUCGGCCAGUUCCGGGCUAUUGAUUUCUUUGGUGAUGGCUCUUUCUACAUUCUUGAUACACCCGGCCACGCAAUCGGCCACCUCGGUGCUCUGGCACGUACCACAACUGCUCCAGAUACGUUUAUUUUCAUGGGAGGCGACCUAUGCCAUCACAGCGGCGAGAUCCGGCCGUCCAAACACCUGUCAAUUCCACGCGAUAUCAGCCCUCCCGGAUCUACUGCCACAAGCUUUCCCUGCCCAGGGGCUGCGCUGUAUGACCAGCUCCAGGCGAGCCGCAACCGCUCCUCGGACCAGCCAUUCUUCGAUCCGGGAAUGGGGCUAGAUAUAAAUGAGGCUCUGAUGACCAUUGGGAAAGCGCAAGAAGCUGACGCCCGAGACAGCAUUUGGUUUAUCUAUGCCCAUGACCCGAGCCUGAUCGACGCGGUCGGUCUGUUCCCUCUUCCAGCAAACGAGUGGAAGAAACAUGGCUGGCGAGAGAAAACUCUUUGGGCGUUCCUUCAGGACUUUGCACCGGCGGUUGAAGCGUUACGGAACUAA